Messenger RNA from Girardinichthys multiradiatus, 9091 nucleotides. RefSeq names its product shaker-related potassium channel tsha2-like. Bases 1077 to 2516 code for a protein of 479 amino acids. Gene Ontology annotation, molecular function: delayed rectifier potassium channel activity; protein binding. Gene Ontology annotation, biological process: protein homooligomerization; potassium ion transmembrane transport. Gene Ontology annotation, cellular component: membrane; voltage-gated potassium channel complex. NCBI's taxonomy places the organism in Eukaryota, Metazoa, Chordata, Actinopteri, Cyprinodontiformes, Goodeidae. The record is from RefSeq and is a predicted model, not a curated record. The transcript has 3 exons.
UUCACUUUGUUAGCUGUUCACUUAUUUUCUGAAUGACUCCCUCUCUCCCUCUAGCUGAGUGGAGAUGUGCCCCACACCCCCGCAUGCUCCAUGGGGUCAUUCCAUGGGAAAAGAAAGUUUUCCUGCAGCCCUGAGAGAAAUCCGGUUAUUUUCGGACAACACGUCACCGGUUUAAGUUGCAGCCCAGAAACUUCUUUCCAUCAUCUGGCUCCCUUUCUUCUCUCUCUCUCUCUGAACUUGUUGCACAGCUGUGUUGUUCCCUGCUCUCACGCACGGCGCCGCACGCCCGCAGCGGCGCACACACGAACUGGCAGCUUGAGGAAACGUCAGCAGGUUUCGUCUUGGAGCGGCUUGCAGCGUGACAUUGCAGUGCCCGUCUUCCUUUCAGCGAAGCGGCCACGGAUGGAUUCGAGGAUGGAUACGUGAAGGCAGAUGACGCACUGAGCCACAGGUAUUCAUUUAGGAGGAAAUAAUUCGGGAUUUCUGCAGGAAUCCCGAGUUUCUGCAUGAUAUUUCUUCCAUUUUUUGGUUUGAAAUCGGGUUUAUUUUAAAGGUGCAUACCUGUUUUUUGCAAACAUCACCUUGUUUUGGAGCGAAGUACCAGACCAUGUGAUAACCUUGAGCCUGUGCCACGCUGAGACAACAGGUUCAUUACGCACGACACUUUCUGUCGGAAAAUAUUGUUUUUCCCCAAUAAGCGACUAAUUUAUGCCUAUAAAAUAGCUGGAUCAGAUUAAUCCUGAGCAUAUGUGCUUGCAUGUGUGUUUUUAUUUCGCCCUUAGUGAGAGAGAGUGUACACACGUCAGCUCGGGGAGGGCAAAGCCUGCUUAAAAUGCAGCGUAUGUGACAGCCGAGCCCACAGUCCAGACCACAGCAGCGACUGGACGGGAAAGGUGAAGCGGGGAGGGGGUGGGGGGCACCAGCAGCAUGCCAUCCGGAGCAGCCCGCUCGCAGACGUGACGAGAAGGAGACCCGCGGAGCCACUCAGCUGGUGCCCAGAGACGCACGGAGGUGGAGGAGGAGGGACAGAGAGGACUGAGGUGCGGGAAGCGUCGCCCUUUCCUCGGGGGGGAACCAUGACAGUGGUGCCCGGGGAGAACCUGGAUGAGACUGUGGCGCUGACCACGCUGUCAGCCCAGGAUGUCUAUGACCCGGAGAGAACCGAGAACCAGGAGUGCUGCGAACGGGUGGUCAUCAACAUUUCCGGGCUGCGCUUUGAGACGCAGCUGAAGACUCUGGCCCAGUUCCCCGCCACUCUGCUGGGGGACCCGCGCAAGAGGAUGCGCUUCUUUGACCCGCUCAGGAACGAGUACUUCUUCGACCGGAACCGACCCAGCUUCGAUGCCAUCCUGUACUAUUACCAGUCUGGGGGCCGGCUCCGGAGACCAGUUAACGUGCCGGUGGACAUUUUCAUGGAGGAGAUCAAGUUCUAUGAGCUCGGGGAGGAGGUGAUCGAGAACUUUAAGGAGGAUGAGGGGUUCAUCAAGGAGGAGGAGCGGCCGCUGCCUGAGAAAGAGUUCCAGCGGCAGGUCUGGCUCCUGUUCGAGUACCCGGAAAGUUCCGGACCCGCCAGGGGUAUCGCCAUCGUCUCCGUGCUGGUCAUCCUCAUCUCCAUCGUCAUCUUCUGCUUGGAGACCUUACCCGAGUUUAGAGAGGAGGUCCGGAUCUUCGAGCUGAUCCUCGCGAACGGAACCGCGCGCGCCGACCUGCCGAACCCGUUCACGGACCCGUUCUUCAUCGUGGAGACGCUCUGCAUCAUCUGGUUCUCCUUUGAGCUGCUGGUCCGGUUCCUUGCCUGCCCCAGCAAACCCGCCUUCUUCAAGAACAUCAUGAACACCAUCGACAUCGUGGCCAUAAUGCCCUACUUCAUCACGCUGGGACUGGAGCUGGCGGAGCACCAGGGCAACGGUCAACAGGCCAUGUCCCUGGCUAUCCUUAGGGUCAUCCGCCUGGUCCGGGUUUUCCGGAUCUUUAAGCUCUCCAGGCACUCCAAGGGGCUGCAGAUCCUGGGGAAGACGCUGCAGGCCAGCAUGCGGGAGCUGGGUCUGCUCAUCUUCUUCCUCUUUAUCGGAGUCAUCCUCUUCUCCAGUGCCGUGUACUUCGCAGAGACUGACGACCCGGAUUCGGGCUUCAGCAGCAUCCCGGACGCCUUCUGGUGGGCGGUGGUUUCCAUGACGACGGUGGGUUACGGAGACAUGUGCCCUGUGACCAUCGGUGGGAAGAUCGUGGGCUCCCUGUGCGCCAUCGCGGGCGUGCUGACCAUCGCGCUCCCGGUUCCGGUCAUCGUGUCCAACUUCAACUACUUCUACCACCGCGAGACCGAGCACGAGGAGCAGUUCCAGUACACUCACGUGACCUGCGGCCAGCUGCAGCCGCCGUUUGGCGAGUUCAAACGGAGCGAUAGCCAGCCGUCGCUGUCCAAGUCCGACUACCCGGACAACGAGGACGCGGACUCCGUCAAGCCCACGAACUGCAGCCCGCACAAAGCCUACAGCGGGAAGCUGACGGACGUCUGAGCGCAGCCGGGAGGCUCAUUGUUUCUGCCAGCAGCGGGAAUGUUUUCAGUUGGAGCCAGAGGAUGGAAAACAACACAAUUCCCCAGAUUCCCUCCACCCCUUGACACGGUCUUCCAAUCUGCAGGAAAUCUCUGUAGCACUUUAUUGUCAUUAUGAUCCCCAGGAGUUCUGAUCCAUACCUGAUCCAAGUUGAAGGUCCCUCAGUGUUUGGAGCUUCCUGAUCCCACAGCACCUGGACUCACCUGGACGAACGACGGAGCAGAGCUGCUAGAAACAAAAAGAGAGGAUGUUUACCCAGCUGAUGGAGUAAAAACCUUCACUGUCUCCAGUGGAGUUUUAUCAGACUGAUGGAUGUUUAAAGGAAGAAUUGGAUGAGUCUUCACUUCAGACCAUCAUCAGGUUCUGGUCCCAACAGGGGAAGAUUCAUGAACCUCAUUAAACCAACCCUGCUGCCACCAUCUUCCUCCUCCUCCUCUGAUACAGAAAAAAAACAACAAAGCUUGGAUUAAAAACAAAAAAAAACUUCAUGGGAAACCCGGCUUACACAAGGACUCCAUGACUGAUUAUUACAGAGCACAGACUCUGAGGUACGACUCAAACACUACUUGAAUCAUCAGCUACGUCCUGCAUAUACUUAGAUGUUGUUUGGGAGGUCGCUCCUGUUGCCGUAGAGAAAAAGAACUCGUUAAGUGCUGUCUGUAUGUUGCAUAUCAUAACCAAACCAAAUCAUGUUACUGCAUGCAUGGAAAGUAGAGCAUGUAAACAGAAGAAAUAUGGGAACAUCAACAGCGUGCAGACACGGUGAAGUUAUUCUGUCAGACAGAUGACUUUAGUUUUUUAAUCUAUCAUACUGUAUAUGUUUUAUACAGAGAGGUUAACCUGAUGAAUUAUUUUGUAGAUAACUAACAUCUUUGUGUUCUUUUUUGCCUUGGUGAAAACAAAGCAGCUCUAGCAGGCAGCUCUGACAAAAAUGUCUGCACCAAUGGGAGGCAAAACGGGGGUUAAAGUCUGAAAAUGCAUUAAAUUCAGACAUCCGAUUAUAUCUGAAUGUUCCUGUUUGGAUUUACGAUCAGAAUGCUGUAUACCUGUUUUAUCACUGACAUCUACCUCAGUGUCAACUCACUGAAAACAGAAGCUUUAACAUCCGAAGGACUGAUUAUUAUCAUCAACACUGCUCAAGUUAUCUGAAAUAUUCUCUAAACUGUCACUUUUAUCCCUAAAACAUACAAAGAAGAAAACUAUAAAGAUAUUUUCACCCUGAUUUUAGGUAGAAAUGUUUCUGAAGAGAAAAUAAAUUAGCCUCAGAUGUUCAGCCUGAGUGAGAAAAGCAGUUUUUUUGCACAUUGGUUUGUUUGUUUUUGCAUUUUUUGUUAGUUUAAAAGGCAAUAAUUCUGCAGAGUGGCUCUACCUGUCUUAAGCAUUUAACAAGAAAUCGGACCAGCACACGUUUUUACAUCUAGAAUGUGGGAAAACAAACAGACUGGGAAAUUGCAGCAUUUUUUCUUGAUUAUUAAAUGUGUGCACAGGUUUUCUCCUGAUUUCUGGAAAAAUUAUAACAAAUACGUAAAUUAUUGGAGUAAGAUAUGCUGCAGGUGGAGACAAAUCCCCAAGAUGGCUGCAUAUAUCUUUGAACUUGCACAUUAUGAUCGCUGUAGUUUCUGUACUUUCACUGCAAAAUAUCUGGUUUUAACAGCAGAUUUUCACCAAAAUUAAAAUAAAAAUACAGAGCCAGAUUUUCUAGUAAAAAUGUUAACUACUUUGAGUAUACCUUUUAGUUUAAACUAAUAAAUAAAAACUCAUUUUCAGGUUUGGGAAGCGUUUGAUUUAAAAUGUUGGAGAAUUUUUAGCUUUUGACAUCACUGUUUCUCAGUGUAAAACUAUGAAAUCAGAUUGUUACCGAGAAUUAGACAUCGAUGCUAGCCUAUCACAGUGAUAUUCAUUUUUGUGUUGAGUAAAGAUCCCAAUUCAGCUUUCAGUGCCAAGCAGAAACUUCUGAACACUUGAGCAUGAGGGGGAUUUAAGCUUCGCUGAUACAUAUCAUUGUAUCAUCAGCGUAGAAGGUAUUUUGGUUUUAUAAGAUAAAUAUUAAGGGUGCCCAUUUCCAAGGCCUUGGAAUACUGAAUACUGAAUGGAGGCCGUUGCAUGAAUGUAAAAUUCAGACAGAAAGUGGAUGUUCUGCGCAAGGACAAGAGCCUCGUGGCUCGGUUACAACCCGAUCAUGGCAGUACUAUCAUUAUAGAUUAGUUUAAGUAGUAGUCUGAAUGUCAGGAACAUAUGCAACAAUAUAACUGAAAUGGCUGAAAAGGUAUGGAGAGCACAGCAAGGUAUUCAUUCAGAGCCAAGGAACCCUAAGGGAUGUGAACCAGCAGGUUCAUUGACCAACCACAUGUGGACACUUAUUGAUGUCUAACAGUGGUUGAAAAGUUCUUGGGAUGAUCAAAUAAUUCAACAAAGCCAGAUUUUUAUCAUGUUUGUUUAGGCUAAACUUUUUAUUAAUUUUCAGAGUUAAAAGAACACUAAUCAUACAACCCUAAAAAGCCAUGAAAAGAGUAAGGAUUGUGAAGUUGGGGGCAACUACAUCAUACAGCAAGCCAUUGUAGCUUUGUAAACUUUACAGUAUAUCUGUCAAAAAUGUGGGUAUAGCACAAUUUUAAAUCUCUUCAAAAUUUAGCUGAAAUGUUAUCACAACAUUUUAUUGGUAAAUGUUAAUUUACUUUGGCUUGUUGCAUAGUUUUCCUUAGUCCUGGAUGCAGGGAUAGCGCCACCUGCAGCCUAUCAGCUCAACCUUUGAACCAGCAAAAAUAAAACAAAUUCAAGUGAAAGAUUCUUUUUUUAAUAUAUAUUGAAAUUUGGGUGGAAAUGUGUUAUUCAUUUGGACUAAAAGCUAGCUGACGUAGGGUGAGAAUGCAGUAGAUUUCCAUUUGUGUAAAUAGAUUCCAACUCUCGCUCUCUUCUUAAAUAUUUAGUGUAUCGACAAACCUGCAUUACUGCAACCCACAUAAAUACAGAAGUUCAUCCACUCUGCAGCUUUUGUCCGACCAUAAAUGCUUUUCUGAGGCAUAAAAACAGCCGAGGGAGAUUUCGAUUUGACUGAAGCACUGAUGAAUAAUGUCUUCUGCAUACUGUAAGUGCAAUAAUAAUAAUAAUGCAACGUUUCCAUUGUGAGUGCAGCAGUGUGCUGAUGACAAAAGACAGCAGAAACUGUCAUCAGAUUGCAUAUGUUCACCCUAGCUGCUCCUAUGUCUUUAUGCUUCAUUUCUAAGCUACAAACUUCAGUUUGCAGCUUUGAGUCAUUCUCAUCCUAUAACAAGAAGCAAUCGAUUCCUGUAUUGUGGAAGGAGUGUAUGCAAAAUGCAUUAUGAUUUCUUUUGUUUUUCUUUAUUCCAUCUGUUAAUUUUUGACAAUGUUCUAUUGUGAUCUAUUUUUGAUAAAAUAAAUCCUUAAUUCUGAAAAAUCUCCAGGUGUUUUACAUGACCGCACAUGCAGAGGCGUCACUUUCUGUUUAUUGCAUGUAUGUUCAUGUGGCUCUGACAUUUUCAUGAGUGUAAAGCUGGUUUUAAACUGGUUUUAACCUCAGUUAGCUUCAUUCAUCCUGUAGGUAGAAGAGUUUGAAUUCUGCCUUGAACCAAAAUAGUUGGGAUUUUAAACAAAUGUGUAAUGUACAAACUCAAGUUCUAUCAGCAACUAUUACAAACUCCUACAACAUUCUAAUAAAGAAAGAAAAAUUAAGUUAUUAAUAGGAUGAACUAGCAUUACGAUGUUAUUAUUUUGAAAGAAAUCUAAUAAUUAAAGCAGUGCAAGAAAUUAAAUUAAGUCAUUUGAAUGGCUUGCAAUAAAUUAGCUUUUUUUUCUUUUAUCGCAUAGGAAGUCUUAGCCUUUAUAUACAGAAUUGACUCAUUGAACAAAAUGGUUACAUUUGUACUCCAUCUAUGAGUUCUUUUAUCUAAUUCAUCUUUUACAUUAUCUGCUCAAGUGAGUGAAUAGUUCUGCAAAUGGGAUAAUCUUUCUAAACCAGCCUGGCCUUUUGUAAAGAAAAUAAAAUUGCCAUCUCAUCCUGAUGACUGAUUGUGGCACCCUUGAAAUGCCGUCAAUAAUGAUAGCUGGCCACGAUUCUCUGCAAAGGAAUUUUGGCCAACUCUGCUUUGCAGAAUUGUGUUUGAUUCAGCCACAUUGGAGGGUUUUAAAACAUGUUUGAGGUCAUGCCACAGCAUCUAAAUUGAUAUUACUUAUUACUUGUUAUUACUUUGACUAGACCACUUCAAAACCUUUAUUUUACAAAAUUCUAAAUCACUGUGCAAGUUUUACACUGUAUAUAAUUUGAUGCACAUCUUCCAAAACGUUCCACUUGUGUCUUGUUAGUACACAGAACAUUUUGUAAAAUUAUUGGACGUCAUCAACAUGUUUUUGGUAAAUGUCAAACAGCACUUGGUUUUCUUUUUACUCAGCAGUUGUUUUUACCUUUAAACUCUGCCAUAGAUGCCAUUUUUCAUAGAUCUUAACUGAGGCAAUCGGGGCUUGCAGUGUUUUCGAUUUUGUUUCAGCUUAUUUUAUGUCCUUCUAGGUGAUCCGUCAAUGUUCUCUGUAAUUUUGCUAGAAAGAUCCCAGCUGAGAAAGUUUACCGCUGCUCCUAUUAUCUUCGUUUCUGGAAAAUGGCUCGCUGGAGUCUAAAAGUCUUUGAAAUUGCUUUUGUAACCCAUUCAGACCAAUGGAUGUCUCCUCAUCUGUUUGUAAAUUUCUUCCAACUUGGUAUUAUUGUGUUGCUUUUUAAAAUCGUUUAGCCUACUUCAUACCAAACAGAACCUUUUUAAGAUAUUUCUUGAUUCUAUGGCCUGAAGAAAAUAAAGAUUAAAACAAACAACAAUGUGGUAAUAACAAUUCAUGGUUUCAAACAAGGGCAGAUACUUGUUUACCAAGGGCCAAGUUGGAUACAUUUUUCCCUUAAAUCAUCUUUUUAGAUCAGUAUUUACUCAGGUUAUUUUUGUCUGAUAUUAAAAUUUGUCCGCUGAUCUAAAACAUUCAUGCGUGACAAAAAAUGUAAACAUAUCCUUCUAUACAUUACUUACCACAGUUUUAGGCAUUUUAUUUCAAAUAAAAUGUACUUCUGGAUGUACAUCCCCUCUGGUUUAUAAAUACAUAUAAGCAUUAUUUAUUUAAAAGAAAAGGUUCAGCAUCAAACCUCAAACUAAAAAAUCUUAAGCCAAUCAGAAAACAACAUAAUGGCCGCCACAUGGCAGGUGCACCACAUGCAGGGGCCACAGUCCUCAAAGCAGUUGUCCCCGGUCCAAUUACCGGCCCGGGGUCCUUCUUGCCGUCCAGCUACUAAUAAUUACGAAUAAUGGCCGCUAGUAAAGUAAAGAAAAAACACAAUAUUCAAGCAUGCAUGUGGAAACCAACAUAGCAAAUCUAAUUUAAUUUAUAUUCAAGGAAUCCGACCUUGCUUGAUGGAAAAUGGACAGAUUUUGAACUUUUUAUUUAACUUAAGUUGUUCUUCAAAAUGAAUUUCAUCACCAUAUUAAUGUAUACAGUAAGGUAUCAUUUAAGGUGUCAUUUUAUUGUGUGGUUAUGUAAAAUGCGCCACUAAUAAGAAACCAGCAGUUCUCCAUCUAUAUGCAAUAAAAGAUCAAAUUUAAAUAUCAUCUGUAAAUUCGUCUGGUUGUUUUUAUCUGUGCAUAAAACCUUUAUAGUGCCUUAAUCAGAAUCUGUUACCAUUAUUUUAACUAACCAGUAAAGAUAAAAAUGUGCAUCCAUGUUAACACUACAGUGAUGCAACCGACUGGUUGUACAUAGAAAUAUUGUCUCAUUGAUAAAUGUAUUGAAUGUAGAGUACUCAGUCUUCCUGUGUGAUAAAGUAAAGAAAAAUAAACCUUAAAUACUUCAUUGAGAAAAUGAGUUUAGGAUGAUUUUCAGGAUAUCUGAUUACUUUUGUCAUAAAACGUUUCAUUUGUUAUACCUUUUCUUAUGUUUAAUUGAUUUUUUUUUAAAGUCAGCGAUAAGAUAGAACUGCCUAAAUGGACCUUAAAUCUUGGCUUUUAACAACACUGUUCAAUUGUUUCAAAGAAAAAUAAUGUUAGACCCAUGCAGGCAUGAGUGUAACAACUUCAGUGUAUUUUCAUGUAUUCAGGUCUCAAUCUGUCUUUAUAUUGAUGUUCUCAUGCUGCGGCACCAGGUCCCAUUAAUGCAACAGAUAAAGAAAAAAAUACAUACAUAUAAAUAUAUGUAUAUAAACAGUAUACAAACUGUCUGCAAAACCUCAACUUGUGCCCUGUGUUUUGUUCUAAUUAUAAAUGAUAUUUUUGUUAACUUGAGUGUCUGUAUAUGUUGCUGUAUGACAGCUAUAUUAGAAAGAAAAAAUGAGCCUUUCAAAAUGUAAUACAUAUAAAUGGCUUCAAACAAACUGUGUAUGCACAACAGAGUCAUUCUGAAUCCUAGUUGUGACGUUCAAUGUGGCCUUUACUUUCUCUUUCAUGUACUGCAAUGCUGUAAAUUAUUUGUAAAAUAUGAUGUUUAUCAAAGUUACCAAGGCUUUAUGUUUUUAAAAGAUAUGUUUAAUAAAUAAAGAACUGUGCUAAUCCUAA